CCUCGCAGUGAGAACAGAACAGUGCCGAACCGGACGUGCGUUUCUCUUUCAUACACCGCGCGUUGUUCACCGCGGAUCCAGGGGCGCAGCUGGCGUCGGGGGCUCGAACCUGCGGAAAGGACACGGAUCCAAGACCGGGACUGACCCUGAGGAUGAUGAAGUUGGUCAGUGGGGGCUCUGUAGUGAAUGCCGAGGCAGUAUGGGACCAUGUGACCAUGGCUGACCGAGAGCUGGCCUUCAAGGCAGGUGAUGUCAUCAAGGUGUUGGACGCUUCCAAUAAGGACUGGUGGUGGGGUCAAAUCGAUGAUGAGGAGGGCUGGUUUCCUGCCAGCUUUGUAAGGGUGGAGUCCCACCCCCCUCAAACCAAACAGCUUUUUUAUAUCAACCCUGUCGCUGCAUCACGCCUCACAAACGCCACGGCUAAGUUAUGGGUAAAUCAGGAGGAAAACACAGCGGUCGAGGCUACCGAAAGCUCCAGUGAAGUGCAGAACGGCCAUGCGGAGGCCAGUCCGAACCCCAGCACCGACUGCCUGUGUUUGGGCCAGCCCGCCCAGAACCGGGACCAGAUGAGAGCCAAUGUCAUCAAUGAGAUCAUGAGCACAGAACGACAUUACAUCAAACACCUGAAGGAUAUCUGUGAGGGUUAUCUGCGCCAGUGUAAAAAGAGAAGAGACAUGUUUAAUGACGAUCAGCUGAAGGUGAUCUUCGGGAAUAUCGAAGACAUUUACAGAUUCCAGUUGAGCUUCGUCAGAGACCUGGAAAAACAGUUUAACACGGAAGAACCUCAUCUCAGCGAGAUCGGACCCUGCUUUUUGGAACACCAAGACGGAUUUUGGAUUUACUCGGAAUACUGUAACAACCACGUUGACGCCUGCAUGGAGCUCACACGUCUCAUGCGAGAUGCACGAUACCAGCACUUCUUUGAAGCAUGCCGAUUGGUUCAGCAGAUGAUUGACAUCGCCAUUGAUGGCUACCUGCUUACACCAGUCCAGAAAAUCUGCAAAUACCCUCUACAGCUAGCAGAGUUACUGAAAUAUACAGUACAAGAACACAGUGAUUAUCGGUAUGUGGCUGCUGCGCUAGCGGUAAUGAGAAAUGUCACUCAGCAAAUCAACGAACGUAAACGAAGGCUUGAGAACAUUGACAAAAUCGCCCAAUGGCAGGCUUCAGUACUGGACUGGGAGGGUGAGGAUAUUCUGGACAGGAGCUCAGAGCUUGUGUACACUGGGGAGAUGUCCUGGAUAUAUCAACCAUACGGCCGCAGCCAAACCAGAAUCUUCUUCCUAUUUGAUCAUCAGAUGGUCCUUUGCAAGAAGGAUCUCAUUCGACGUGAUAUUCUCUACUACAAGGGCCGGAUCGAAAUGGAUCGAUAUGAGGUCAUCGACGCAAUCGAUGGCCGAGAUGAUGAUUUUAACGUCAGCGUGAAGAACGCUUUCAAACUGGCAAAUAGAGACACGGAUGAGAUCCAUCUGUUCCUGCCCAAAAAGCUAGAGGAGAAAAUCCGUUGGCUUCGGGCAUUUCAAGAGGAAAGAAAGAUGGUCCAGGAAGAUGAGAAGAUUGGGUUUGAAAUCUCUCAAUAUCAGAAGCGGCAAGCAGCCCUGACCGUUAGGAGGGUCACCAAACAGAAAGGUGUGGGUCGGUCAGUCCCCCCAGCAUACCCACCUCCUUUGGACCCCAUGAACCCCGGGCAGUAUCUCCUCCCUGACGGCUAUGGACAGGCCGACGGAUACGAAUAUGAGCCCAAACGCAGCACAUCCCCCUUCUGGCAGAACUUCAGUCGGUUAGCUCCCUUUAAAAAAUAAAACACACAUCCACCAGGGGUUGAAGACACUGGCCUCUGUAUAUCUGGAAAGCACUAUUCUAUUUAAGAUAUAUCCUGCGGACUUUAAGAGGACCGACACAAACUACAGGAGAGAAGAUGAACCUCGCUUUACUGGGGUUUACCAGGCAUAUUUGUUUUACUGGGGUUACGGGGACACCUUGCCGGGCUGGUUGCACAGAGCUCUGCACACUACAUAUUGUAAUUCACUACAAUUAAACACACACGAUCAUACAAACACACAGGUAAAACCCAACCACAUUUUAUCACUCCUCUUAAAGAGGUUUUAAAUUAUGAAAUAAGAAAAGUCUCUUACGGUUUCUUUUUUCUCCAUACACAAAUCAAGGGAAUGAAUUUUUUAAAGCACUAAACCACCAUAAUGACUCUGCUGUCUAGCGCUGCCCUAGUGUUCCUCCGUGCACUGUGACUAUUCGGGGCAUUCUCUCACCCAAUCUCUCUUUUUCUCUUAUACUCCACAUUAUCAUGUGUUUUUAACAGUUCAAACCUGGUGAAAACUCGAGCUUUAUUUUUCCUGGACAAUUUCUCCUUGGAUGGAUCCUGCUGCACUCUUUAGUUUGUUUUGCAUGAAAAUAUACACAGUUCAUUGCAGAUAUUUUUAUUUGUGUAAUUCUGUUCGUACGGGUUGAAGUUUCAAAGAACAGUGUUUCACACUCUGCAAAAUGGUCACGCAAGUUGUGGUCUACUGGAAAUAUGGAUAUCUCCACAAAAUAGCGUUGAAAUUCAGAGAAACCAACACAUACAAAACAAAAAUAGGCGAAAAGUCUUCAGAAUCAAUCAAGCCUUGGAUCAUUUUGGUUCGAUGGAGCUUUCCGAACCCUGCUAAAACUACAGUUUGGUAAUAUCAGCUUUAAAGACCAGAGAAACCCGUAAGAGGAACUGUUCUGCCCUCAACAGUCCUGUAGGACUGUAGACCUCUUGUAGCUUGUUUACGUCAGAGCCUUGAUAAUCCCGAGGUCUCAGUCUUUACCCUCACCACUGUUUCCUCUCUCUCAUCGUCAGCACAAUCUGACAUCAAACCAGGAAACAUGAUCCGUUGUUUACUGAUAAUGUGAAAAUAAUACCAUUUCUAAGCCCUGUCUUCAUUUUAAGAAUCCUCCAAAUAUCUGUUUUUAUGGACGGGAUCGAUGAUCCAUGGAAUAGGAUGACUUUAAUCCUGCUGAUCAACCUCUGCGUGACGUGCCGAUUCAUCUCUAACAUGCCAAAAUAGUCUGGUUGCCAAAUUUUCCUCGAACAGGUGCAUUGGCAUGUGCGAAUGCCAACCCCAUGAGCUGUUUUAUCCAUGUGACUUCUCAGGCGAAAAUUAAGUCAGUUAAAUUUGGUUAUCGCUGCUAGGAUUAGCAUGACAUAGCGUUUCCAUUUUCCUUUUGUUGUUUUUGAUUAUCUAUAUACAGUAUAUGUAUAUUUAUUUUUUCCCACAUUAAAGGGACUUGUGCAAAAUUUUAUUUAUGGUAUAUUCGGGUUUUGUCUGAUAACUUUCAAAAGAUAGUAUUUAGUCCAAUCACAAUAUUUAAAGUAUUGCUAUAAAUCAUUAUUAUAUUAUAGUGUGAUUUUUUUUUUUUUCCCCAUCUUGAUCCUCUUUCUAUAUUUUAGAGUUUCUGCUGGAGUUUUAAAGACCCUUAAGGGCAUCAAAAAUAAACGUAAGAGGACAGUGUGGAAGAAAUAUGUCACACGUGUACUAAGUGCCACAUGAAACUAUUAUUAUGUUACAAAGGAAAGUAUUGGUUUAAUAUUUUUGAUUUGGUGAUCUGAUUGAAAUAAGAACAUUAUUUCAUAAUAAACUUAAUUAUGGAUACAACAGAGUUGAACUGAAUACAUGCUUCUUCUGGUUUUAUUUGGUGCCUUCUGUUUACAAAAUUGUACAAUAUUCACAGUGAUGCUGGUUGCAUUUAAAAAAAAGGAAUAAUUAUAUUUAAAGGGUAUUUCAAAUUAAUUACAAUAUAAAUGUUAUUAACUUUGUUGAAGGAAUAUCCACUUUAAAGAGAGCUUAUAGAGUGUAAUGUAAAGUUGAAUUCCCAUAGCACUUUAACAACCUUAUUGUAGUAUCCUGGCAACCACCUACAACACCCAAUCAAUGUGGCAUUGAAUUUUGCAUUUUGUACGAAUCUAGUUAGUUAUCAAACAAAGUCAUACCUCAAGGCAAUGCUUGUUACAUUACAGUGAAAUCAGUUGUGUAAAUAUAUGUUUGUAAGCUGGCACCUUAGUGUUUUAUUCUGAGCAGCUGUUUGAUGAAAUAUUUUGUUGUCCAUUUAGAGAGAAAAAAACAAACAGAAAUAGGGGCCUGGGUACCUCAGUGGUAAAAGACGCUGGCUAUCACCCCUGGAGUUCGCUAGUUCAAAUCCCAGGGUGUGAUGAGUGACUCCAGCCAGGUCUCUUAAGCAACCAAAUUGGCCCGGUUGCUAGGGUGGGUAGAGUCACAUGGGGUAACCUCCUCGUGGUUGCUAUAAUGUGGUUCGUUCUCAGUGGGGCGCGUGGUGUGUUGAGCACAGAUGCUGCGGAGAAUAGCGUGAAGCCUCCACAUGCACUAUGUCUCCGUGUCAACGCGCUCAACAAGCCACGUGAUAAGAUGCGCGGGUUGAUGGUCUCAGACACGGAGGCAACUGGGAUUCAUCCUCUGCCACCCAGAUUGAGGCGAAUCACUACGUCACCAUGAGGAUUUAAAAGCACACUGGGAAUUGAGCAUUCCACACUGGGAAUUGAGCAACCCCCAAAAAAACACAGAAGAUGGAACUGAGAAAACAGAGUCUUUGAAAAAUAGAAAUUCAUAUAAGUUCAUAUAUUCUUGAGAUAACGGUACACUAAAUGGUUAAACUGGUUUGGCCUCCUCUCUGCAACAGAGUGCCACUCUUUCAGCCGUUUGGGUUCCGGAAGUUUUUUUCCCAUUUGUUUUCUUCUGUAGGCUUUUCAUAAAAUCCUUCAUAAAAGAGUUGUAAGCCAUGAACCAAACCAACCAAGAUAAAUCACAACAUUACAAACUUUGAUUUGAAGCAAAAAUGUAUUUGAAAAUCAGACAAGAAGGCAACAGUAAAAGACUGUGUACUUGCCAUCUUUCAAGAGGGCGCGAACUACAAGCAAGGCAAUUGAUGUAAUUGGAAUAAAAUGACGGAAAUAUAUAAAACUGUUACUUUGUUAAUUAUAAGUAUAGAAACAAUAUAUUUUAGGUUUACUACAAAAUAUAUAUAUAUAUAUAUAUAUAUAUAUAUAUAUAUAUACACACACACACACAAAUAUAAAUGUAGUUUGAGGGUGAAGGGAGAGUGACUUGAUUGCGUCAUUCACAGUGCGUCAUGGAAGUAGGCGGUCACACCUGGACUUAUUUGGCGGGCUUUGUUGGCCGCAGUUCUCUGAUUGGUGGAUCUCUCUGCUGGAACAUGGGUAGUUGUAGUAGAGUAGUUGUUUACCAGGAAUUGCCUGCUAUUAAACAGGAUUUUAAAACAAUGAAGUUGAAAUAACGCGAACUGAUGGCUUCAACUAAGGCAUAUACAGUACCAUCGAUGAACAACCUCAGAGCUCACAGUAGGUCGUCUUUAAAGGUUAAUAAGUUACCGUUGAACAUCAAUUCGUUUAUGGAAACAAUUUAUGGGAUUUUUUACUUCCGGAACCUCACUGUUGUUUUAUUAAUGGUCUUGAGCGAGAGACUUGACACGCGUUAAAAAAAUGUUAAUAGAUAAAUGGAAGUGAAUGUAUAUUACACUCAAAUUGAAUAGAGUAAUCUUUGAAAAAAAUUAAUUAAUACAAUUCAUUUAAUUUUGUUAAAGAUUGCUCAAUUCAAUUUGAUGGAAUUUUGUUAUGAAAUUGAAAUGAAGUGUAAAUCUUAAAAACAGUCAAAUAUUUUUUGUGUAAAUUUUUUUUUUAAAUAAAGGUGGAGUAGGGAUGCAGAAAGAAUUGUUGCUGGAGAGAUGUGUGAGCCUUUAUACAGUACAGUCUAGGGGUGAUUUCAAGAUUAGAUGAAUGUGCCUUUCCAGAACUUUGAUUUAGAACUAUUAAUUAAUAUACACUCACUGAGCACUUUAUUAAAAACACUAUGGUCCUAAUAAAAUGUCUGAUGUUUCUGCUGAUAUAGCCCAUCCACCUCAAGGUUCUACAUGUUUUGUAUUCUGAGAUGCUAUUCUGCUCACUACAAUUGUACAGAGGUGUUAUCCGAGUUAAUGUAGACUUUCUGUCAGCUCAAACAAGUCUGGCCAUUCUCUGUUGACGUCUCUCAUCUACAAAUUAACUGAAGCUCCUGACCCGUAUCUGAAUUAUUUCAUGCAUUGCACUGCUGUCACACGAUUGG
Myxocyprinus asiaticus (Chinese sucker) is the source of this 6113-nucleotide messenger RNA. Its product is annotated as rho guanine nucleotide exchange factor 9-like. NCBI's taxonomy places the organism in Eukaryota, Metazoa, Chordata, Actinopteri, Cypriniformes, Catostomidae. The record is from RefSeq and is a predicted model, not a curated record. The transcript is spliced from 11 exons. Gene Ontology annotation, molecular function: guanyl-nucleotide exchange factor activity; protein binding. Bases 153 to 1802 code for a protein of 549 amino acids.